CUAGCAAGUAAAUGCAAAAUUUAAUCCCUUCAGCCUGUUGUGGUUAUCAACCUAAUCCCACAAUUCUCGCUGGAUCUCUGGUUUUCCCUUUCCAUGCAAAUUCCAGAAAAAGGCCAUAGUUGCAGCAGACUCUUUUCUAAUGAUCAACCGAAUUUAGAUGAUAUUCCCUUGGUUCCUUUUGCAUGUCCUUCCUCCUUCAUGGGUUGUGGUGUAUCAAAGUUCGACAUUGCAGACGACGGAGAAGCCGCCUCCUCCCAAACCCGUCGAUUCAGGCCUGUUCAUCCAAGGAAUGAUCGUGCUGUGGUGGACAGUAGCCUCUUUUGCAAGCCGUUGCCUGAAGGUGGCAAAGAAGGAGAGCAUGCGGUGGGUGAGAUUCAAGAAAUCAAUGUGAAGAAGGAAAAUUCUGCGGCAAAAGGAGGGAUCCAAAUGGAAAAGGUUAAAAAGGAGGAGGCCUGUGAUAAGGAAGAUUGCAAGGAGGACGACUGUGGUUUUUAUCCUAGAUCGCCAAGUUUCAGGGAAUAUUGCAUUUUAUCUGAGUCUGAUGGUGACAACAGUGAAGAGAGCGUAGAAAUUUUUUGCUUGGAAGAUGCGAGGCACACGAAAAUGAUAAAGAAGCAUGAUCUUCCUAUUGACUUAAUUCCUGAAACUGGUGAUAGUGCUGCAGGGAAAUUGAAGGACAAACGACAGAGGAAUGUUCGAAAUAGCAACAAGGGAUCAAGAACUCGAUUAGGGAAGAGAGAAAGGAUAGGAAAAGGAAUUAGGACUGGUUCAGCAAAAGUAAAAAGAAUUUUAAGAGUCUGAUUCUACAAUAAUCUAAACCAAUCCUUAUGGUCACAGCAUCAACAAGCUUGUUUGCAAGGGUUGCUUGGUAAUCCUAGAAGAAAGGAAGACCAUUUUAAUCCUGAAUUUAGAGCUUCCAUCUGCCUGUGUUUUUUCCCAUCCCCUUCAGCUCUGGAAGGAACAAGAUAGAGCAGGAAAAUUGACUUGUGACCUCUGUAUUUUCUUGAUUAGAUGCAAACUAUAUUUCUUCA
Theobroma umbraticum is the source of this 1031-nucleotide messenger RNA. RefSeq lists its product as uncharacterized. Lineage: Eukaryota; Viridiplantae; Streptophyta; Magnoliopsida; Malvales; Malvaceae. The record is from RefSeq and is a predicted model, not a curated record.